AUGGGUUGUUCUGGAUCAAAAGAAAACGUCUUAGAUAGACCAGGUGUUGCAGGCACUGGAAAACUUACAGUUUGGGGAGAUCACUUCAGUUCUGAAACAAGAACCAUCUUGGCUAUCCUCAAGUUCGCUGGAGUUCCUCACAGUCUUGAACUUGUUGAUUAAUUCAAUGGUGAUUUAAAGAAGCAGUCCUACUUAUCCUAAAAUCCAUCAGGCUAAAUCCCAAUGAUUACAGAGGGAAAUUUCAGAAUUCUCGGUGGUUCUAACAUCUUCCUUAUCUAUCUCUGCAACAGCCAAUAAAGAAUCAAGGAUAAACUUUUCCAACAAGAAACUAGACCAGAAAUCGAAAAGCAUUUAGCAUGGUUCUAGUCAAGAAUGAAGCCAAACUCUACUAGACUCAUUAAGAUGAUUGUUAAUCCAAAGGCAUUCGGUGAUAAGCCCCCUGCUCCAAAUGAUUACAACAGAGAUCUUGACGAAUUCUUCAAGAAACUUCUCCCAAUCCUUAACAAUCAACUUGAGGGCAAAAGCUUCUUCUGCGGUCAAGAUAUCACAAUUGCUGAUAUGCAAUACUAUUGUGAGAUCAGCACAAUUUUGAAUUUGACUAAGAAGGAAUUGUCAGAAACCGAAUUCCCUCAUCUAAGCAGAUGGUACAACGAUAGAUGCAGUCAAAUCCAAGAGAUCGUUGAGACUGAUAAUAACCUUAAGCAAAUCAUUAGCAAAUACAAUUUAUCUUGA
Stylonychia lemnae is the source of this 732-nucleotide messenger RNA. The record is from the annotation of a GenBank genome assembly. Lineage: Eukaryota; Ciliophora; Spirotrichea; Sporadotrichida; Oxytrichidae.